AUGACCUCCGUCCUCUUCGUUGACGACUUCGACCCGCUCGUCGUCUACUCAAACUACGAUGACUGGCAAACGCCCAACCCCCAGGACAACCCCAUGUGGUGGAACGCGUCCGCCGACGUGACCAAUAGCCCGUGGCAUCAAGCGACAUAUCACUACACUGAGGUGCAGGGAGCACGCGCGGCGUUCAACUUCACUGGCUCCUCGAUCUCGGUGUACGGUGCAACUGGGCCUACGACGAGCAGCUACACUGUCACAAUUGACGGUAACGUCAACGCCCUGCAGGUCUCCAACAGCACAGGACGCACGGUGCUGUAUGAGGCCCACAAUCUGACAAGCGACACGCAUCAGCUCGAGAUUGUGAAUUCCGGCAGUGGGCUGCUGUUGGACGCGUUUGCCGUUAGGCUCAAGCUCGGCGGGGAAGACGCCACGUUGUCCAACACGACGCUCGACGACCGCGCCCCCGAAAUCAAGUACGAGGGUCAGUGGACGCAGCAGCAGGGUCCAAACUUUCACGCCGGGACGAGCACGUACACGUCUGGCCCGGGAAACGCCAUGAUGCUCAACUUCACUGCAGGCUCUGCAAUCUACGUCUAUGGCGAUCAGGUCAACGACCACGGUGAUUAUACUGUUUCACUGAAUGGCUCAACAGUUGGCCGGUACUCGGGCCGCUCAGGCUGCAGGGGCGGGUUUGCUAAAGCAUGCGAGAAGCUUCACGGCCUCGUCUUCUUUGCGGGCGACCUACCUGCUGGCAGCCACGCGCUGCGCAUCGAGAACGGCGGCCCCGCUGAGGGGAACAAGACCUUCUUCGACUUCGACUACCUAGAUUACACCGUUCCAAGCGUGUAUGCUACCCGUAAUCAAAGCUCCGACGGGGUCAACACAGCCAGUAGUUCGAACCCAGCGGCACCAAGAGGCACAACGCAAUCGUCGGACGCGGCUUCCGCAGUAUAUGCCCUGCUGUGGGGCGUUCUCGCUGCGUGGGCGGUCAAGGCCUUCCUGUGA
Molecule: messenger RNA, 1002 nt
Organism: Cutaneotrichosporon oleaginosum
Lineage: Eukaryota; Fungi; Basidiomycota; Tremellomycetes; Trichosporonales; Trichosporonaceae
Source: RefSeq, a predicted model, not a curated record